This is a messenger RNA of Tripterygium wilfordii, 2006 nucleotides long. RefSeq names its product la-related protein 6B-like. The transcript is spliced from 10 exons. The record is from RefSeq and is a predicted model, not a curated record. Gene Ontology annotation, biological process: RNA processing. Bases 178 to 1752 code for a protein of 524 amino acids. Gene Ontology annotation, molecular function: mRNA binding. Gene Ontology annotation, cellular component: nucleus. NCBI's taxonomy places the organism in Eukaryota, Viridiplantae, Streptophyta, Magnoliopsida, Celastrales, Celastraceae.
AACGAGAAGUCCUCUCCAUUGUCUCCUCGCCCUUUGAAGGGCCACCGCCCCUCCACCAUCCGCACCACCUUUGCCACCACAACCGGAGGUCUAGUACUAUCACAACCCCGUAGAUCCUAAUUACUGGAAAUUUCGAAGCCUGUCAUCGAGUAAUAGUCACUGUUUUUAGGACCAAAAAUGGCACAAGAAGAAGAAGCCCUAGAUAAACCUCAGUCUCAAGCUACUUCCUCGUCUUCAGAUCCUUCUUUAUCCAGAAACUUGUCGUUUAGUAAGCUCAACGCGCAGGCGGCUGCUUUCGUGCCCACUCGGAAUCCUACAACUCGCUCAGAUCCACCUCAACAUCACCAGCAGCAGCGGCUAGUGAUCCCUCCUCCUCCUAUGGUCCAUGUAUAUCCACCUGCCGCUUCUGCUUCUCCCACUCGUCCUCAUCCUCCUCCUCCUCCACCAUUUCAUGUCCCUGUACACAGUCCCGUGCCCAUGCCAACGUAUGUGAUUCCCAUCCAGAACCAUCAUCAUCACCACAAUCAACACCAUAAUAAUCAGAGGAAUCAUCAUCGACAUCAAAAUCAUCAUCACCAUCAUAGUCAGCAGCAUCAGUAUGUGCCGGUGCACUAUCACGGCCAUGAUCAGUAUCAUGGCAGUGGUGUUGGAGAGCAGGAGGUUGAAGUUUCAACGAAGAAGGGGCAUCAGGCAACGCAAGCUCAGGGAGAGCAAAAGCACGGCGGUCCCCCAUCGGAAAACGGGGUAUCAGAGGAAGCCGUACAAAAGAUUUUGAAUCAGGUGGAGUAUUAUUUCGGUGAUCUUAAUUUGGCCACUACCGAUCUUCUGAUGAGGUGCAUUAGCAAAGAUCCAGAAGGAUAUGUGCCCAUAUCUGUUGUUGCAUCUUUCAAGAAGAUAAAAGCCCUCGUAAAUAGUAAUUCUCAGCUUGCCACUGUUCUGAGGACUUCACCAAAGCUUGUAGUCAGUGAGGAUGGGAAGAAAGUUAGACGACAGCAUCUCUUAACUGAGUCUGACAUGGAAGAAUUGCAAUCUCGCAUAGUACUUGCUGAAAAUUUACCUGAAGAUCAUAGCCACCAAUAUCUCAUGAAAAUUUUUUCUUCAAUAGGGAGUGUGAAAACAAUUCGUACUUGUCAGCCUCAACCUCAAGCCUCUUCUCGUGGGACUUCUUCAGCAUUGAGAAUGGCAAAGGCUGAUGGCAUGCAUUACAGUAAUAAGCUGCAUGCAUUCGUGGAAUACGAGUCUGUUGAGCUUGCCGAGAAAGCAGUUGCAGAGCUAAAUGAUGAGGGAAACUGGAGGAGUGGCCUUAGGGUCUGUUUGAUGCUCAAACGCGCGACAAAAUCUGCUCAAGCGCUAGGGAAGAAAGGGAAUGAUGGGGAACGACAUUACGAGGAAGAGGAUACUUCAACAUCUGAUCUGUGGCCUAAUGAUAAACACGCUAGAGAUUCUUCCCAACACUUUGAUGUCCACUCAGACGAUCUUACAGGAGAGGGGCAUGUCAAUGACAAGGAGGGCAUUGGUGUGCCAAAAAAGGGACGCAACAGGGGACAUGGCAAGGGUCGUGUGCGGACUCAAUUCCAGCAGAAUAAUCACGGACACCACGUGGGAACACCCCCUUCAAAUAAAAUGGUUUUCACUGAGCAUCAAACUGCAGUAAAGCAACCUCCUGGGCCACGAAUGCCUGAUGGUACAAGAGGGUUUGCAAUGGGUCGGGGGAAGCCACUGGCUGUUAACACAGAAUCAUAUAUAUUAUAGAUUACAUGUUUUCUUAAUUUAUAAUGCAUGCAACUGUAUCAUGGGAUAUGAUGAACCAUUACCAAGUCGUGUAGAUGGUGGGGUUUUAGAAUGGCCACUCAUCUUAGUUUUUUAGAGGUUCUGCUCGUGUUCGAUGUCUGGAAUUGAAACAUGAUUUUUUUUUGCCUUUCGUCCCUGUAAGGGUCCUCAAUACCUGUAGUACAUGAAAAUGCCAACAAAAAUAUGCUAUUGCAAUGAAUCCCACUUACAUGGUU